AUGUCUAGCAAUCAACACUCCUCUGGCAAGGAGACCAAAACACAUUACGAUCAAGAUAAACACGAUAAAGAUCACUCAUCCUCAUCAUCCUUAUCAUUCGCGAAAGAAGUUUCCGAGGACCCAAAGCCUAUUGCAGGCAAGGAUAUAGAGUUAGGACCGCUUCAUGAUUAUAACGACAUUGUUUCCCAUCACAGUCAAGGUGACAGAUUGUCAAGAAUUGAAAGCAGUCCAGUAUUGUCACGCCAGUUGACGAGAAAAAUGAUGAACAUGCCCGAAUUAGCUGAAGCUGCUUAUGAUGAAGAUGUCGCUCUUGCAUGGGGUGACAAACGAGCCUUUCCACCGCCACUCCCAAAUAAAGAUGCUUAUUGUGUCACAUUUACUGGACCAAAUGAUCCAUACAACCCACGCAACUAUUCAACUUCAAAAAAAUUUCUUUAUUGUUUUACUGCUGGCUAUUCGGCAUUGUAUGUGUCGCUAGGCUCUGCCUAUUUCUCGCAAGGAAAUGAGGAAGUUAUGAAUAAAUUUCACGUUGGACAGACGGUAGCAGCAUUGGCCACCUCACUUUAUGUGUUUGGAUUUGCCUUGGGACCAAUCAUUUAUGGCCCAUUGUCGGAGUUGUACGGUAGGAAGCCAAUUAUGGUGGUGUCUAGCUUUGGGUAUACAGUGUUUUUGUUUGCUGUUGCAACGGCAAAGGACUUGCAAACGAUAAUGUUGUGUCGUUUCUUUGCGGGAUUUAUCGGUAGUGGCCCAUUUCCUCUUGCACCAGCAAUAAUGGUUGACUUGUUGGAUGAUAGACCGAGAAGUGUUGCCGUUAAUGUUUUUGUAGGUACAAUUUUUGUUGGACCAAUGCUAGCACCCAUACUCGGUGGUUUCACUACAAAAAAUAGUGCAUUAGGAUGGAGAUGGAACUCGUACUUUUCUGCCCUUGUUGGCUGCCUUGCAUUGAUACUCAAUGUAUUUUGUUUGAAAGAGACACAUCAUCCUCUCAUCUUGGCAAAGAGAGCAGAAUACUUGAGAAGAAAGACUGGUAACUGGGGUAUCUUUGCUCCUCAGGAGGAGCUUAGACUAAGCUUGAAAGAGAUUGCUAGAAAUAACCUUUUGCGACCAUUGCAAUUGCUUUUCUUAGAGCCGAUCGUGUUUCUUGUUAGUCUUUACAAUGCAUUCAUGUAUGCAAUGUUGUACUCAUUUUUGACGGUGAUUCCGCUCAUUUUCGGUGGCAGAUACGGUUGGUCCCAAGGUGUUGCUGAACUACCGUACAUAUCUAUGAUGCUUGGCGUUGCAUUUGCUGGUUUAUGUAUCAUCUUAUACGAGAAGAACUAUAAUCACAAGUUGGACACUACGGGGAAAAAAUGGACUCCUGAAUCAAGAUUACCUCCAAUCAUGGUGGGUGGUUUUGUUUUCGUUAUUGGAAUAUUUUGGUUAGGCUGGACCGGAGACUAUCCUAAUCAUGUGCAUUGGAUUGUGCCUGUCAUUGGAGAGUUUUUUGUUGGAGUUGGAUUGAUUUUGAUCUUUUUGCCAACCUUAAACUACUUGAUUGAUUGUUAUGUACAUGUGCCUGCAUCGAUUCUAGCAGCAAACACCUUUAUGAGAGCUUCAUUUGGUGCCGCAUUCCCAUUGUUUGAUACACAAAUGUUUACCAAUUUAACCAUCAAAUGGGCAGCCACUUUAGUUGGUUGCUUGGCGGCAUUGAUGAUUCCAGUGCCAUUUUUGUUUUACCGAUACGGAGCUUACGUGAGAAGUAAGUCCAAGUUUGCGUUAAAGUAG
This is a messenger RNA of Lodderomyces parapsilosis, 1764 nucleotides long. RefSeq names its product MFS transporter. Bases 1 to 1764 code for a protein of 587 amino acids. Gene Ontology annotation, biological process: transmembrane transport. The record is from RefSeq and is a predicted model, not a curated record. Lineage: Eukaryota; Fungi; Ascomycota; Pichiomycetes; Serinales; Debaryomycetaceae. The transcript has a single exon. Gene Ontology annotation, molecular function: transmembrane transporter activity.